Molecule: messenger RNA, 381 nt
Organism: Fusarium venenatum
Lineage: Eukaryota; Fungi; Ascomycota; Sordariomycetes; Hypocreales; Nectriaceae
Product: DSS1/SEM1 family-domain-containing protein
Biological process (GO): double-strand break repair via homologous recombination; proteasome assembly; mRNA export from nucleus
Cellular component (GO): proteasome regulatory particle, lid subcomplex; proteasome complex
Source: RefSeq, a predicted model, not a curated record
AUGACGUCCACAGACCCCAAGACCACCGACGAAAAGCCUGUCGAGCAGAAGCCAGAGCAGAAGCCCGUCGCCCUUGGCGAGGACGACGAGUUUGAGGACUUCCCUGUCGAUGACUGGCCUGAGGACCAAACCGAAGCUGCCAAGGGUAGCGGCGAGACGAAACACCUCUGGGAAGAGAGCUGGGACGACGACGACACGAGUGAUGACUUCUCACAACAACUCAGGCACGUCAAUAGUCAAUACGAUGCUUCUUCUAUACAACAGCUAACCGUUAUACAGGGAGGAGUUGAAGAAGGUCGAGGCCAAACGCCGAUAGAUGACGACACCCACUGCGCGACGAGCCGGGCAAUUCCCGUGCUUUCGUCCACUGCGAUAACUUAA